Molecule: messenger RNA, 1589 nt
Organism: Setaria italica (foxtail millet)
Lineage: Eukaryota; Viridiplantae; Streptophyta; Magnoliopsida; Poales; Poaceae
Product: pentatricopeptide repeat-containing protein At1g77170, mitochondrial
Exons: 2
Coding region: 15-1433 (472 amino acids)
Biological process (GO): RNA modification
Molecular function (GO): protein binding; RNA binding
Source: RefSeq, a predicted model, not a curated record
UCUGCAAACCAGCAAUGAGCAUCAGGCCAAGGCAACAAAACAGAGAGUCAGAGAUCCUUCCGCCAGAAUUCAAAUACGCUGAUGGUGCCACUGCCAUCCCGUCUCACCGACUCACCGGUAUGCCCGCCGCUCACGCCCCCGCCGCGUAUCGCGAUCCCCUCCCGCCUCACCACCACGCCGCCGACCUCGCCGCGGCCCGGCUCGAGUCCUGCGCCGACGGGCGCCUCCCGCCGCGGAUCCACGCGCGCCUCCUGCGCCGCGGCCUCCUCCUGCUGCCCUUCCACUGGAACGCCCUCACCCGCGCCUACCUCCACCUCGGCUCGCCCCGCUCCGCUCUCCGCGCCGCCGCGUGCAUGCUGGCCCACGGCGCCGCGCUCGACCACUACACGUUCCCGCUCGCCCUCAAGGCCGCGGCCCAGGCCGAGCCCCCCGGGUCCAGCCUGCGCCUGCAGCUUCACGCCGCCGCCGUCAAGCGCGGCCUCGCGCGCCACCCGUUCACCGAGAGCGCGCUCAUCAGCGGCUACGCGAAGGCUGGCGACCUGGGCGCCGCCCGCAGGGUGUUCGACGAAAACCCGAACCGGGAACUCGGCUCGUGGAACGCCAUCAUAAGCGGACUCUCGCAAGCCGGCGAGCCCAUGGAGGCACUGGCAUUGUUUCAUGAGCUGAGGAGGGGUGGCAUGGUACCGGAUGAUCUCACCAUGGUGAGUGUUGCGUCGGCGUGCUGUGUGCUUGGCGAUAUUGGCUUGGCGGAGCAGCUGCACAAGUGCAUCUUACAAUGCCAGCGCUCCGGCCGGCUUGAUGUGACGCUGUCCAAUGCGUUGGUUGACAUGUAUGCCAAGUGUGGUCGCACGGACCUUGCAAGAAGGGUGUUUGAUAGAAUGCCUGUCAGGGAUGUGUCCUCAUGGACAACCAUGAUUACAGGGCUUGCAACGCAUGGCGAGGAGCAGGGUGCGUUGGAUAUGUUUGAUAAUAUGCAGAGAGAACCAGUACCACCAAAUAGGGUGACAAUGUUGGCAGUGCUCUCUGCUUGUGCUCAUGGAGGGCUGGUGGAUAGAGGGCUGGGUUUGCUGAAGCAAAUGGAAGAUGGGGAAAUCAAGGUAGUGCCAACUGUUGAACACUACGGGUGUGUGGUUGAUAUGCUUGGUAGAGUUGGCCGUGUGGAUGAGGCACGUGCUUUGGUGGAGCAGAGGAUGCCCAUGGAGGGAAAUGUGGUGAUAUGGGGAACAUUGCUCGGUGCAUGCGAGAAGCACGGGAAUGUGAGUGUUGGGGAGUGGGCAGCAGAAAGGCUUGUAGAGGCUGAACCAUGGAACGACGGGGUUUAUGUGGUGUUGUCCAACAUUUAUGCUGCUGCUGGGAUGUGGGGUGAGGUCGAGAGGGUGAGGAAGAUUAUGUCGGAGAGGAAUGUCGUGAAGUCUCCUGGCUGCAGCCUGUAGUUCACAAAGUGAUCAGCAUUGAAGCAAUCUGCUAAAAUCCUUUGCAAGAUAGCGCUCGAAAGCUGUGCUGUUUUUGUCUCUGCAUAGUCAAUACUGUCAAAAAGCAAGUGCAGAAAGCAGUCACGGGUGCAUCACAUAUGCGGCUAGGAUGGGUCC